Closterium sp. NIES-67 is the source of this 2131-nucleotide messenger RNA. The record is from the annotation of a GenBank genome assembly. NCBI's taxonomy places the organism in Eukaryota, Viridiplantae, Streptophyta, Zygnematophyceae, Desmidiales, Closteriaceae.
ACAGCAGCUCUCCACCUCCCCAUUUCUUCAUUCUUGCUUAGCUCGCUCCAUCAGAAACCUUUCUCAGCAGAUUAGCUUUCCAGCUCACAGCUCCAUCGCCUGACGAUUUCAAGAAUCAGCUUUUCUGAAUAUUGGUGUCGUGCUGCUGCUCCUAGUCCUCGCCUGCUGCUCCAUCGCCAUUCACGUCCCUGCUUCCAAUUCCUUUACCGUUGAUCUCAAUCCGAGCGCAGCUGGUGAAGCGUUGGGUGACCAAUUCAAGACUACAGCUGACUUGCAAUCAGGGAAAGCGGAUUCUGCAACUGAAGUGAAGAAAAUGGCGGCCUUUCCUGACGUGGUGGUGGUGGGAGGUGGCCUCGCGGGCCUGUCUGCUGCCGUGGAAGUCGUCAAGCGGGGUGGAUCCGUCCUGGUUCUUGAAAAGAGCGAAAGGCUUGGCGGGAACUCUGCCAAGGCGAGCUCUGGAAUGAAUGCUGCUCGCAGCGGUCCUCAGUUGGCCAUUGGGAUCGAGGACAAGCUGGAGGAUUUCACCAAGGACACGGAGAAGUCCGGCAAGGGCCUGUCUGACCUGGCGCUGGUGGACGUGAUCGUGAAGAACAGCGCCGACGCCGUCGCCUUCCUGCAGGGCUUUGAGAUCGACCUCUCCAGCAUUGCGCAGCUCGGAGGCCACUCGCAUCCGCGCACGCACCGCUCCAAGCCCGACGGCAAGCCCAUGAACAUCGGCUUCCGCAUCAUGUCCGUGCUUAUCAAAUACGUGGAGGCCCUCCCUGCCGACAAGGCCAAGGUGGUGAAGCAGGCUCGGGUGACUGCGCUUCUUACGGACGCCAGCGGCGCUGUCACCGGCGUCAAGUACGAGACUCCCGCUGCUGACGGAUCUGGCGCCAAGGAGGAGACCGAGGUGAAGGCAUCAGCAGUCAUCCUCGCGACCGGCGGUUACUCCGCGGACAAGGCGGAGGGCGGGCUGCUGGACACCCACACGCCCAAGCUGCGCAACCUCGCCACCACCAACGGGCCCUUCGCCACGGGCGACGGCGUGCGGCUGGGCGUGGCGGCGGGGGCGGGGCUGAUCCACAUGGAUCAGGUGCAGCUGCACCCCACGGGGUACGUGGACCCCAAGGACCCCCGCAACCCCGUCAAGUUCCUGGCUCCGGAGGCGCUGAGGGGAUGCGGUGGGAUUCUUCUCAACGAGAAGGGCGACCGGUUCGUCAACGAGCUCACCACCAGAGACGCAGUGGUGGAGGCGAUUCUGAAGUACUGCGGACCCCUCCCCGAGGUCCCCGGCGCACCAGCUGGCGGGGCGGACAUGCCUGCUGUAUCGUACCUCAUUCUGAGCCAGGAGGCGAUCAACAAGUUCGACCCGCUGUCGUGCCAGUUCUACAUCGGCAAGGGGCUCAUCCGGAAGUUUGACACCGUGGAGGCGCUGAGCGAGGGCACGAAGCUGCCCGCAGCGAACGUAAAGGCAGCUCUGGACUCAUAUGGCCGGCAUGACGCUGAGAAGGGCGACCCCUUCGGCAAGACCGUUUUCCCCGUGCUCUUCAAUUCUUCCGAGCCAGUGUACGUGGCCAUCAUCACGCCCUCGCUGCACUACUGCAUGGGCGGGCUCAAGUUCGACACCAGUGGCCACAUCCUCAAGGAGGAUGGCUCCCCCAUUCCUGGGCUCUUUGGCGCUGGCGAGGUCACAGGUGGGCUGCAUGGAGCUAACCGUCUGGGUGGAAACUCCCUUCUAGAGUGUGUUGUGUAUGGGCGGGUGGCUGGCAUCAGUGCGUUCGACCGCAUUGGCAAAUCUGCUGUGUAGUUGAGGCAAGAAAUGCCCAUUCUUGCUGGUUGGCUUGUUGGCAAACUAGGAUAUCCUUACCCUUGGAUGUGUCAUCCCUAGUUUGUAGUUCAAUGAUGUUUCAUGCAAGCCCAACCAGAAAAUACUGUGCCAUUCGGUAUGUUGGGAAGAAUGCUACUGUUCUAGACCUAGCAAGUGAACCCGAUUCCUAAAAGUAAUACAAAUGCGAUCGCAUCGGGGUUCGGGGGGGACCAUCGAUUUUCUCGUGUUCACAUAUUCGACAUGAAUCAGGAAAAGAAGGGGAGGUGACGAAAGCGCUACAGUACGGUGCCUUGCGUUCCUGGAACGGUGGAGAGCAGUUAC